Salvelinus fontinalis (brook trout) is the source of this 16080-nucleotide messenger RNA. RefSeq names its product protein strawberry notch homolog 2-like. Lineage: Eukaryota; Metazoa; Chordata; Actinopteri; Salmoniformes; Salmonidae. Gene Ontology annotation, biological process: regulation of DNA-templated transcription. The coding region runs from base 279 to 4889 and encodes 1536 amino acids. Gene Ontology annotation, molecular function: histone binding; chromatin DNA binding. Gene Ontology annotation, cellular component: nucleus. The transcript is spliced from 37 exons. The record is from RefSeq and is a predicted model, not a curated record.
UGUGACGACAGCAGCGGAACUAUCUGCUUUCAAUUCAAAAUGGCAGCGUCUAUCAGGAAGUGAAGAAACAACUGAAAAUAAUAAGUUGGACCAAAUUCCUUGUUUCGGUUCAUUUAACUCAGGAAUUCGAUUGAAAACAUACGUGCGAUCUGAGCUGGAAUUUAGAAUAAGUAACACAUUCGUGGUGAUGGAGUGUGCUGGGCAUUAGUAGGAGCGCUGUAAGACACAGCCAGGAUACAUAAGUGAAGGUCAGGGGUCAUGUGUCAGCCUGCAGCCUGAUGCCCACACUCCCGUCACCUUCACUGGCCAUGGACGGGGAGAACUACCUGCACCCAGAGGGGCCGCAGCUGGACAGCAGCAUGUUCGAAGUGGCUUCUUCUAAUAUGGAGAGUUCUAUGUAUCCUUCUGCUUCCUGGGGAUCAUUCUCACAGCAGUCUGGAGGCUACAGCGCACACUGCCCUAUGCAAUCUGGAAACCAGCAAUACCACUUGAAUGACACUAUGCCGGAUAUGCACAUCGACAUGUUCAGCCAUUCUGGGUUCCAUGACGAUUUCCCCUGCCUCAAUCUCCCCAGAAACGGAGGCUUCCCUCAGGACCUGUCCUGCAUCGAUGACCUCUCCAACAACUCUCUGUUCUCCUCUCCGGCCGACUCUCUGUCAGAGUACGCCGAUGCACAGGACUUCAUCCACGCAGACAACCUGGCCCACGUGCCCACGCUAUGGGACAUAAACACGCCAGCACAGAGCCAGCUGGAGCUAAAUGCCAACAGGUUUCAGGGUUUGAGCAGUUUGGAGGAUAUCUCUGCCAUUAUCAGCACCCCACCUUUGGGAGGAUACCAGGUUCAGAGAACCCAGACUCCGGCAGAAGAGGAGGAGGAGGAGGAGGAGACAGAGGAGCUGGGACAUGUAGACACCUACGCCGACUACAAACCAUCCAAAUCCACCAUAGGGAUCUCCCACCCAGACAUAGUGGUGGAGACCAAUACGCUGUCCAGCGUCCCUCCUCCUGACAUCACCUACACUCUAUCCAUUCCUAACCUCACCAUCAACUGUGGCCUGCUCUCUGCCCUGCAACUCGAGGCCAUCAUCUACGCCUGCCAGCAACAUGAGGUGAUCCUGCAGAACAACCAGAGAGCAGGCUUCCUGAUAGGAGACGGGGCCGGAGUGGGGAAGGGCCGUACGGUGGCCGGCAUCAUCCUGGAGAAUUACCUAAAAGGAAGGAAGAAAGCACUAUGGUUCAGUGUGUCCAAUGACCUGAAAUACGACGCAGAGAGAGAUCUCAAAGACAUAAAUGCUCCCACUAUUCCUGUGCAUGCCUUAAACAAGAUAAAGUAUGGCGACACAGCUACCUCAGAAGGAGUCCUGUUUGCGACAUACUCUGCUCUGAUUGGGGAGAGUCAAGCAGGAGGGCAGCGCCGCACCAGACUCAAGCAGAUCCUGGACUGGUGCAAGCCCGGCUUUGACGGCGUCAUUGUGUUUGACGAAUGCCACAAGGCCAAGAAUGCCACAUCCACCAAGAUGGGCAAGGCCGUGCUGGACCUGCAGCACAAGCUGCCCCUGGCCAGGGUGGUUUAUGCCAGUGCCACAGGUGCCUCUGAGCCAAAGAACAUGAUUUAUAUGAGCCGCCUGGGGAUCUGGGGCGACGGCACACCUUUCAAGACCUUUGAUGAUUUCCUGCACGCCAUCGAGAAGAGGGGUGUGGGCGCCAUGGAGAUUGUUGCCAUGGACAUGAAGGUGAGCGGGAUGUACAUCGCCCGGCAGCUGAGCUUCUCAGGGGUGUCCUUCCGCAUUGAGGAGAUCAGCCUGGACGACGACUUCAAACUGGUCUACAACAAAUCUGCCAAACUGUGGGCGGAGACUCUGGCCGUGUUCAUGCGUGCAGCGGAUGAGCUGUGUCUGGUCAGCAGGAAGUCCCUGUGGGGUCAGUUCUGGUCGUCUCACCAGCGCUUCUUCAAAUACCUCUGCAUCGCCGCCAAGGUCCGCUGCCUGGUGGAGCUGGCCAAUAAGGAGCUGGAGGCUGGCAAGUGCAUUGUGAUUGGUCUGCAGUCUACAGGAGAGGCCCGAACCAGAGAGGUCCUGGAUGAGAACGAUGGACACCUGGACAGAUUCGUAUCCGCAGCAGAGGGGGUGUUCAAAGCUCUGGUACAGAAACACUUUCCCUCUGAGAAGCCGAGGAGAGAGAAAGCGCCUGGAAACAAGAGAAAACGUAAGCCCAGGGGCCGGCAGCCCAAGUUCCCAAAGCACACCAUAGUGGAUCCGGGGGGUGUAAUCAACAUCAGUGACGACAGCAGCACGGACACGGACGGCAUGGACACCGACUCCAACUCCUCACCCGACUCCCUGCUGGACAACAACAACGACGACGACGUCAUCUUCGUCGACACCAGGAUAGAGGAGAUGAAGCAGGGCCUCCUGAACAAGAUCGCUGACCUGGGGAAGGAGCUACCUCUGAACACUCUGGAUGAACUCAUCGACAAGUUGGGAGGUCCAGAGAAAGUCUCGGAGAUGACUGGUCGUAAGGGGCGCGUGGUGCGACGGCCUGACGGGAGCGUGCGCUACGAGUCGCGUGCGGAGCAGAGCCAUACCAUCGACCACAUCAACCUUAAGGAGAAGGACCGCUUCAUGUGCGGCGAGAAGCUGGUGGCCAUCAUCUCAGAGGCGGCCAGCUCAGGCAUCUCCCUGCAGGCAGACAAGCGGGUGAAGAACCAGUGUCGGAGGGUCCACAUGACGCUGGAGCUGCCCUGGAGUGCAGACAGAGCCAUUCAGCAGUUUGGUCGUACCCAUCGCUCCAACCAGGUGACGGCUCCAGAGUACAUCUUCCUCAUCUCUGAGCUGGCCGGGGAGAGACGCUUUGCCUCCAUCGUGGCCAAGAGACUGGAGAGCCUGGGUGCAUUGACCCACGGUGACAGGAGAGCCACAGAGUCCAGAGACCUGAGCAAAUACAACUUUGAAAACAAGUAUGGUACCAAGGCUCUAGAUAAGAUCACCAAAGCCAUCCUGGGUCACAUUGAGAGCAAGGUGUCCCCUCCCAAAGGCUACCCUGGGGGCGAUGCCCUGUUCUUCAGAGACAUGAAGCAUGGCAUGAUGGACGUGGGCAUCUUCUGCAAGGAGCCUCGCUUUGGUCUCAGUACUGAGAAAGACUGCAGCAUCACCAAGUUCCUCAACAGGAUCCUGGGCCUAGAGGUCCACAAGCAGAACUCUCUGUUCCAGUACUUCACUGACAACUUUGACUACCUGAUCGAAAAGGACAAGAAGGAGGGCAAAUACGACAUGGGCAUCUUAGAUCUGGCCCCAGGUAACGAUGAAAUCUAUGAGGAGAAACAGGAGACCUUCAUGACAGUGGGUAACCCCCAGGACGGACAGGUCGUGCUCUACAAGAUCAGCGUGGAUAGAGGGAUGCCCUGGGAGGAGGCCUACGAGAAGGCCCAGAACCUCAACAGUCCUGACGAAGGCUUCUACCUCUCCUACAAGUUGCGGGGGAACCACCCUUGUGUGCUGCUGGCGGAGCAGGGCCGAGGGAGGAACUUCAUCGUCUACAAGCCCAACAUCGGCAAGCAGGCCCACCCCGAGAGCCUGGACAACCUGCAGCAACGCUACCGCAAGGUGACCCCAGACCAAGCCAAGGACAGCUGGGAGAGCCAGUUCAAUUUCUCCUUUGGGAAAUGUAGCCAUGCUAACUGGAACGGGAAGUGUAAGAAGAUCGAGGAGGGACAGGAGUGUCUGCAGGGUAUGCGUCUGCGCCAGUACCACAUGCUGUGCGGGGCGCUGCUGCGCGUCUGGAAGCGUGUGGCUGACGUGGUCUCUGACAUCACCAGCUCCAGCAUCCUGCAGAUCGUACGCCUCAAAACCAAAAAUAGUAACAAGCAAGUCGGUAUCAAGAUCCCAGAGAACUGCGUGGCCCGUGUGCGAGUGGAGCUUCUCAAAAUGGAUGAGGAGGUAAAGAGGAGGCGCAAGGAGAGGGAGCAACAUGCCCAGGAGCAGAGGCUAGCCGAGCAGCGGCAGCUUCAGGACAUACACCUGCUUGCCAAGCCCUACAGCCAGCCCCACAGCCUGUCUCAGAGCCACAGGACUCAGAACUUCUACCAGAGCCUGAGCCUGACCCAGGCCAAGCCUUUACAGGUCAAGCCUCUACUACAGCCCAAACCUCCACAGGUCAAACCCCAGCCCAGCCCGAUCAACCAGCUUCCCAGCAUGGCCAGCAUCUUCUCCCAUUUCUCCCACCACUUCCCCUCCCUGCCCCCAAUGCAGCCCGCUCCAACCUCUACCACCAAGCCUUUCCGGGUUGGGGAGGAGGUCCUGGACCUGACGGUGAGCUCCUCUCCCUCCCCAGACAGCACUGAGGGAGUCCUAGGCCUGGUCAGCCUGACAGGGGGCUCCGACUUUGACCUGGAGAGACUGAUAUCGCGGCACGCACUCGCCGCCCAGAACACUGCACACAUUCUGCCGCAACCUCUACAGCCACCGCUGAUCAAACAGCGGCAGCUACAGUCGCCACAGCAGAUACAACCACAGCUACAGCAAUGGUCAGAUCAGCCUUUAAUCAACAGCGCCCACCAGGACUACUAUAUCCUUGACCAUCCAGACUCUCUGCCUUACUCUCUGUCCAGCCAGACAGCUACUAACCCCGCCACCUCUUCUACCUCCUCCUCUUCCUCCAACACAGUGGCUCACCUCUCGUCCGGCCACCUCUCGUCCCCCUCCACCCCCUCCUCUCACUUCUCCUCCACGGCCCUGGCCCCCUCAGAACAGCAGCCCCUCCCUCUAGCCAACAGCCACUGCAGCACGGACACACUCAUCAACGCGCGCGAGGUCCUGGACAACAUGAUGCGGACCAGUGCGGACCGCCAGUCGGUUAUCCAGUACCAGCCGAACGAAUGGGACUCUGCGUAACAACCUCUUCAGUGUGUCUGUCUGUCCUCUAGCUGCUGAGCGGGAACGCUCCCCUCAGGGCCUAGUCACACCACUGCCUGUCCUGUGCUCCUCCCCAUCCCUCUCCAGGCUCUGGAUCCACAGGCACGUUCACCAGACCAAAUGGUUUGGUUUCAUUCGGAGAUGGUGAACGAAUGACCCGGGUGGAAUUGGCCGGGUCCCUUCAUUGAGAGAGCAGGGGGGCUCAAAACCACAGUUUCUACACCGAGACUUGACUCAUUGAAGAAACACAAUUACACCUGGGUUUGAUUUUGUUUUUAAGAAUAUCAAAAGCGCAUGUGCUUUUUAAAUGAUCCAUCACAGUUGGAAUUGUGUUGCUUUGUUGAGGAAAUCACAAUGUAUAAACAUUUUUCUAGAACCACAGCUUCCCCUACUGGUUAUGUUGUGUAUCAUUGGUAACGUUGCUGGCUUCCAACUGCCUUUCAUGCACAUCUGUUGUGUGUUUGCUUUUCUGUGUUGCCUCAUCGCCAUUGCAUCGACUUGAAUUGGGCUAUCUUACAACGCUUGGUUUGUUUCACUGGCUCCACUCAAAAACUUCAAACUGGAAAAAUCAACACAGGGCAGAUUGGUUCAUAGGGGUGAAAUGUUUUAGUUUUAGCCCCUUCCUCUCCCUUGUGUCCCCCUCUCCCUGCGGUUUCUAUCAUCACUCACGCCUGUGUCUGGCUUUAAAAAAAAGAAGGGAGGGGUAAUAAACAGUCUGCCAUUGUUAACAGUGCCUUUGGAAACCUACUUAAAUGUAGUCUUUGAAACCCAUAUAGGCCUAAUGUAUAGAUUUAUACUCGAAGCAUUGGCAUCUUAAUUUAUUAUAUUUGUAUUUAACUUACCCCACUGUUGAAUCUAUGAUGGUGGUGGGCCAGGGAUAGCCCCCACACCACAACUCACUAUGUGUAUGUCUGUCUGUGGACCCUACACUAUAGCGGUCUCUUCAGCCCAUCGGCAGACUGUUCUGUGUUGGAACCCUGCUUUCCCAGGCCUUGUGAUAAACCGAGAACAGGGGUUAGAUGGGAUAGACACUGCUGGUUUAAUGCAAUUGGGUGGAUGGUUUUAAAAUGGUGUCAAAUAUCCUACUUUAAGUCUACACAACAUUCAUCCAACGAUGUGACCCAUGGUUUGCUUUUCAUUUGAAGUUCUCAGGAAAGUGUCGAGUGCAUUUGUUAUUUUGUUUUGUUCAACUUUCUGACCAAUAUUAAUAUGAAUAUUUGUUUUAGUCCAUAUGUAUAUCGUAUAUUACAUUUCAGAAUCUGUGAGAUCUGUCUGUCUUUGUGAAAUGGAUGCACUGUAAUUUGUUCAUGAAAAGCCUGGGUAAGUUCAACCAAUCAAAAGCAAUAAACAAGACAUUUUGAAUAGCAGAUGUUUUAGAAGUCUAAGUACUGUUUAUGCUCCACAGCCGAAGGUUAUAGAUUCACCUGUGCAUGGUAAGAAUUGUAUUCCUCUUUCUUUCUGUUCUACUCCUAGUCUGUAGUUAAAGACAUCUGAAAUACUUAUGAACUUUGUAUAAACAUUGUGAUGGGGAUAAAAGCAAUGUGCUCUUGAUGUUUUUGUCAUCCUUGUUAUUAUGAUCUUUAUAAUUGUUAUUUAUAUUUAAGGGACAUUUUGUUUUUAGAUUGUUAUCCUGAUGAUACUUUAGGUCAGGGACGUUUCUAGUUUUCAAGAUUUAUAAAAACAAAAAAAAUAAGUUUAUAACCUGCCACCAAAUAAUAUUGCACUGUGCUGUACAGGGUGGUUGGUUUGUUUCUUUUCUGUUCUUUUAUCUGAUUCUGCUUGUGACUUAAGUAGAAUCGUUCCAACUUUUACAGCUUCUGCCAGAACUUUAGAAUGCAAAGAGAUACCAAAGUAUUCCACCCCCCUGUAGUUACUGGCUAGAUCUGACCUAUUAUAGCAAUCUCAGGAAGAAAUCUUAGACAUGUAUUGAUUGGCGGGGAGAUAAGAGAAAUGUUAUUGUUUUCCCUAACAACAGUGGUGAAACUAACCAAUACACAUUUUAGUGCUAUUUUAUUUCCUCAUUCUGUGCUGCGACUCUUGCUGUAUUUUUUUUUUUUUAUGUUUUUUUUUAUGUUUGAGACUUGUGAUGGGUUUGUUUGUCAGUAAGUGUUGUGAAUUGUUGGUGAUUUUAAGUGUUUAUGCUAUCUUAGGGCAAAGAUCAAACUCUGUUUCUUUUAUGGAACGUUAUCUUUUGUCCUUUUUUUUUGUUUAAUACAUUUUAAUGCUGACAAAGAUUUUGAGCAGAUUUGCACUUGGAUAUACUUGUAUGUGCAGAUUCUUUACCCACUUUCUGACAGAUUCAAACAUAACCCAGACAUCCAAUAGCUCAGGCCCGUGUUCUCGUACUUACCCAUCUCAUAGCCCUCUCUCUCUCCUCUCUUCAGAUUGUCCUAAAUAUAUUUCCUCAUCAGGCACAUUCCAAUAAAUCCAAACAUUUUCUCAAUCUAACCGUUUGUGUCCCAUGCUUCACUUAUGGCCAAUGGACUGUGUGGUAUAACGCUCACAUGAAGUAAUAUGCAUUAUAAACCUGGGGAAACGGACAAACACAGUUUGAAAAAAUUAACUGCAAUUUAUCUUUUAGCUCGGUCUUUUUUAUUUCCCGAAAUUUGCACUAAGAAUGGCAUAAUCAAGUUACUGUUGUCUGUUAACAUUGAGAGUUGCAAGCUUGUUGUAUUCCUGACCUUUUGAUGGAUAGCAUUUCUGUAUACUGUAACCAUCCUUGUUUCUUCAGCUUUAAAAAAAAAUAUAUUUAAAAAAAAGUUAACUUUUUUUUUUAGUAUCACAUUAAAAUAAUUUAUUGCUAACAAAAACUAAACUAAAAACAUGCUACUGAUUGUAUGUAUUUUUAAACAAAGGCUAUUUUUUCUGUAAACUGUGUUCAGCACUUUUAUUCUGGGUUGUGCUUUUGUUUUCUAUAUAUUUAUAAUUUAGAUCGAAAUGUAUAUAUUGUAAAAAAAAAAAUGCCUUUCGACUAAUUCAUUAAAGGUUUUCUACUCAUAACAAAAGGAAGGAAUAUAUCAUAGUGCAAUCUUAACUUUGUAAACCAACAACAAAUAAAACUGAAGAUUGCGAAAAUGGUGUUUACCUUUUUUUUAUUGUGAAUAAAGACCUUCUGGAGUGGCUGUGGCCUAUACGUGCAUAAUCGAACACAUACACUUCUUAGACAGAUGGUGAUUAAAACUUCUGUGACUACGGCUCCAUUUACACAGCCCAAUUCUGAUAUUUUUCGUUUACACAGCGCAAUUCUAAUAUUUUGUCCAAUUGUCAAAAGACCAAUAUGUGGAAAAAGUUCUGAAUCGGCUGCCUGUGUAAAUGCAGCCUAAGGCCUUUAUUUCAUGUGACAGACUGACUUUGUUAUGCAGAGUCCUUGCAUCACAGGAGUGAUGUGACUGAUUUUAGAACUACUUGGGUUAACUCCCAAUGCUUCUCCAAAUAGAGGCAGUACCAAUUAUGUGUAUAUAAACCCUGGAUUGUUGAUGCUAUGUAUUGGCCAAUUAGAGGCUUUGAAGCCAAUUAUUCUAUAGAGCUGGGUUUCCCACAGUUGGUCCUGCCCCACUGUUUUGUUUUUACCCUAGCACUACACAGCUGUUUCAGAUACCCACAGCUUGAUGAUGAAUUGGUUAUUUUAAUCACCUGUGUAGUGCUCAAGCUAAAAACAAUGUCCACCCAGGGAGGGCCCCAGGAUGACUUUGGGAAACCCUACUAUAGAAUACCACAGUAUGACUCAUAAUACCUGGAGGUCGAACGGAAAUGGUUCCAAUCAUUUUUCCACCAUUUUUCCCAUAGGGGAUUUUAGAAACACUUCAAAUAAGGGCUGUGAUUCGUGUAGGCUUACCCUGGCGUGACGUUUUGAUAACCGUGUAAAUCUCUCUAGGAAAAGGUAACUUAUCAAUAUAUUCACCUGGAUUUAUCCUCCAAAAUAAAACGGUAAUCAGCUGCUAAUGUGGCUAUCGUAAAGAACUACAAAUGCCAUGAUAAUCUGGACGAGACUGCUAAAUCGAUGCAAAGGUAUGAAUCUAUCUGUUAGCUAAAUGUAGUAAUGAAUAAAUAGGUUAGAUUCCUUUAAAUUGACACAACCUGUUGGCAAAGGUAUCUGCUAGAGAUGACGUGCAGGGAUUUGUAGUUUUACAUGAUGCUAAUUUGCAUUUUUGAAUCUGAGAUUUACAUGGUUACCAAAACGUCACGCCAGGGUAAGCCUACACGAAACACAGCCCUUAUAUUUAACUAGGCAGGUCAGUUAAGAACAAAAUCUUAUUUCCAAUAACGGCCCAGGAACAGUGGGUUAACUGCCUUGUUCAGGGGCAGAACGGCAGAUUUUUACCUUGUCAGCUCGGGGGUUCAAUCUUGCAACCUUUCAGUUACUAGUCCAACGCUGCCUGCCGCCCCAGAUUGGAAUUCUCAGGUAUUUCAAUUUUCAAGCACAAAAUUACAUGAUCUGUUAACAUAAUAUAAUUUAAAAGUAUGUAUAACGGUGUCUGUAAUCGAACAUACUUGUCGAAAACGAAUGUAGGUAUUAAUAAAUCCAUUUAUAUAGAUUCCUAAAUAGCUGCGUGGUGGCUUAAACAGCGCCCCCUGUCAGUCAUCCAGGAUUUAUACACAUUGGGCAGUACAGUUGUACCUUUUCUUCUAGUCUGUCUGUAAACUGUUUAUUGUUUUUACAAAUACAUUUUACCUUUUGUAGAGUAAAAUGAUCCCCCCUAUUUACUGGGCAUAUAAACAGUUGGGUGUCAUGCCUUGAUAAUCCAUAGUUUUACGUUCCAAAUAUGACCAAAUUUGUAGGUCUACAUCAACACACACAGGCAGCGUUUACACAAACAGCCCAAUUCUGGAUCUGAUCGGAUAAGUAAAAAUAACAAUUAGUGGAUAUAAUUUUGAAUUAGGCUGCCUGUGUAAACUCAACAAUAGCCACUAUAACUGACCCCAAAUUAAGCUAGUUCUUUAUGGUCCAACUUAAAUCUAAAAUUUGAGGCUAUCAAAAGCAUUGUUCAAUGCUCAAAUCAAUGUUGUUUUUCAAAUCCGUUUUGAAAUACUGACUGUCCAAACAGCAAGUUAGAAGUGAUCAAAUCGGAUUUGUGUGUUCAGAGAAAGGGUCGUUGCUAUCAGGGAUCCUUGGAACAUCCCUACACCAUUUGAAGUUGACAUUUAAAAUGGUUCAGGCAGAGUUUCCCAAACUCGGUCCUCAGGACCCCUAGGGGUGCCGUUUAGUUUUUUGCCUUAGCACUACACAGCUGAUUCAAAUAAUCAUCACGCUUUGACAAUUUGAAUCAUGUGUAGUGUUAGUGCAAAAAGUAAAACGUACACAGAGUUUGCAUAACUGCUCUUAAAUGCAAGUAAAACUAAAUGCAUGUUCUUCAACCGAUUGCUGCCCGCACCUACCCGCCCGUCCAGCAUCACUACUCUGAACAGUUCUGACUUAGAAUAUGUGGACCACUACAAAUACCUAGGUGUCUGGUUAGACUGUAAACUCUCCUUCCAGACUCACAUUAAGUACCUCCAAUCCAAAAUUAAAUCUAGAAUCGGAUUCUUAUUUCGUAACAAAGCAUCCUUCACUCAUGCUGCCAAACAUACCCUCGUAAAACUGACUAUCCUGCCGAUCCUUGACUUUGGCGAUGUCAUUUACAGAAUAGCCUCCAACACUCUACUGCAUAUUGGAUGCAGUCUAUCACAGUGCCAUCCGUUUUGUCACCAAAGCCCCAUAUACUACCCACCACUGCGAAUUGUAUGCUCUCGUUGGCUGGCCCUCGCUUCAUAUUCGUCACCAAACCCACUGGCUCCAGGUCAUCUAUAAGUAUUUGCUAGGUAAAACCCCGCCUUAUCUCAGCUCACUGGUCACCAUAGCAGCACCCACCAGUAGCACGCGCUCCAGCAGGUAUAUUUCACUGGUCAUCCCCAAACCCAACACCCACUUUGGCUGCCUUUCCUUACAGUUCUCUGCUGCCAAUGACUGGAACAAAUUCCAAAAAUCUCUGAAGCUGGAGUCUUAUAUCUCCCUCACUAACUUUAAGCAUCAGCUGUCAGACCAGCUUACCGGUCACUGCACCUGUACACAGCCCAUCUGUAAAUAGCCCAUCCAACUACCUUAUCCCCAUAUUAUUUAUUUUUGCUCUUUUGCACCCCAGUAUCCCUACUUGCACAUCAUCAUCUGCACAACUAUCACUCCAGUGUUAGUUGUAAUUGUAAUUAUUUAACCACUAUGGCCUAUUUAUUGCCUUUCCUCCCUAAUCUUACUACAUUUGCACACUGUAUAUAGAUUUUUAUAUUGUGUUAUUGACUGUAUGUUUGUUUAUCCCAUAUGUAACUCUGUUGUUUUUGUCGCACUGCUUUGCAGUUUUAAUUGAGAACUUGUUCUCAACUGGUCUACCUGGUUAAAUAAAGGUGAAAUAUAUAUAUUUUUAAAUAACACAAUUAGACCCAACCAAAUCAUGAGAAAACCAAAAUAUAAUUACUUGACACAUUGGAAAGAAUUAACAACAAAAAACAGUGAAAACUACAAUGCUAUUUCGCCCUAAACAGUGAGUACAUAAUGGUAGAAUACCUGACCACUGGGACUGACCCAAAAUUAAGGAAAGUUUUGACUAUGUACAGACUCAGUGAGCAUAGCCUUGCUAUUGAGAGAGGCCAGGCUAUGUGCACACUGCCUACAAAAUGAGGUGGAAACUGAGCUGCAUUUCCUAACCUCCUGCCAAAUGUAUGCCCAUAUUAGAGUCACAUAUUUCCCUCAGAUUACACAGACCCACAAAGAAUUUGAAAACAAAUCCAAUUUGAUCAACUCCCAUAUCUAUUGGGUGAAAUACCAGUGUGCCAACAUAGCAGCAAGAUGUGUGACCUGUUGCCACAAGAAAAGGGCAACCAGUGAAGAACAAACACCAUUGUAAAUACAACCCAUAUUUGUUAAUUUAUUUUCCCUUUUGUACUUUUUUUAAUAACUUUUUUGCACAUCAUUACAACACUGUAUAUAGCCAUAUAAGAUUUGAAAUGUCUCUAUUCCUUUGGAACUUUUGUGAGUGUAAUGUUUACUGUACAUUUUGUAUUGUUUAUUUCACUUUUGUUUAUCUAUUUCACUUGCUUUGGAAAUGUGAACAUAUGUUUCCCAUGCCAAUAAAGCCCUUUGAAUUUAAUUGAAUUAACUGGUGUGGAGGGCUGGAGGGGUGUGUGUGUUGAGACUGAGCGCUGCAGCUGGCAUGUGUCUCGUGAGUGAGAGGAGACAGAGCAGCACGCGCGCCUCGUGACAACUUGUUAGGUAGACUAUUUACAGUGUCAUUAUGGAGACACCUAUUUCCAACCCUUUUACUAUAAAACAUAACGCUCUAGAACUGAUGCGCAUCAAUAAAUAACGGUGACAAAGCACAGAAAACGACCUUGGGCAGAUUAUAUACAUUCGCUCUGAGGUGCUUUAAACUGAAUUAUAUAGUCGACUUUUCUUAUGGGAAACCAUACCAAGCGAAGGGUUUUACGCAUGCUCAGUUCUUUGAUAUCAAGCAUUGAGCGAGUGGAAAGGAGAAUUGACAGUUAUGGAACUGCCUUGCGUGCUUCUGUUAUGGGUAAAAGUCCACAAUGAAGCUUCUCUAUUAAAUGUAGAGAAUGAUACAUUUGCAUAUGUUGUCCAUCAAUUAGCCUAUUAAUUACAAUGCGUGCGUAGGCUAUUGUAGCCUACCAUUUUAUACAGUACAUAUGUUGAAUGACGAUAUCUCUCUCUAUAUAUAGAUAUAUGACGAAAUUACGACCACAUCCUCAGUAGCCUAUACCAUGAAAUCGCCUCACUUCAUGUUAAACAAACUAGUCUAUCAUUUUGAACUAAGCAAGCUGCUAAAUCGUUCAUUUUGCCCAGGCUACUGUAGGCUAUCUGAAAUUAGAUGUAGACCUAUCAAGUGCUAUAUGUUACCUGUAUUUUAGUCAGUAGGCCUAGCCACUGUCUAUUGAAAUGACAAGUCAAUCUCGCAAAUAGCCCAAUAUAACGGUUUGUGUAAUAACGUCACAAUUGACAGAAAAUAUCCUAACAUUCGAUUUGUUUCCGUUUAAUAGGGGCGAAUUAUAUUUGUCUUGCGACAUAUCCAAAUUCCUUUAUUAGUCACAUUAGCUCACAAUAAUUAUUAUUUUGAUUGAAAACACAAUUUCGCUUCUUAGGUCAUUAGGAGUUAAAUCGAGAUUUCUUCUUAAUUCACUCGAUAACGUUAUGGGGAAAGGGUUUAUAGGCUAAAUGUGGCAACUCCUCUUUUGCUGCGAAAAUAAAUGUUUGGGCUAGUUUCAAGGUCUACCCUGGUGGUGGUGCUCGUGCUUCAAAGUUAUGUAGCAAUCAAAGGUGACAACAAUGCAUGCCAUGGACGUUUCCCAAUUGCUUUGAAUGUUCAAAAUCAUAAUGUACGACCACUUUUAAAGCCUCAAAGGAUAAGAUCAUAAUCCAACCUUCAAAACGAGUCAUUUUUGACUAGCCACAGCAGUCAAAUAGCUACUGAAGAGGAAGGAGAGUGAUUUUUACUAAGGAGGAGAAGGAGCCCGUGCUGACCGAGAUGCAUGCUGGCAAUUUCGGAGUGAAGCGCAUGAUUGCCAAAAUCAACCUACGCUUCUUCUGAUGGGGAAUUGUCAAGGAGGUCAGUACCCUGUGUCUACUUGCCAGAAGUUUGAGAGGGCGAAGACUGUCGCGCCGGAGUUGAAGCCCAUCAAAGUUGUUUCACCGUGCCACAUGAUCGGGGUGGACCUUAUCGGAUCCUUCACCGAAUCCAGGAAUGGCAACAGCUGGUGUCUGACGGCGACUGAUCACUUUACCAAGUGGUUAGAGGCAAUAUCCAUUAAGGGCGAGACUGGCAAGGCCACCUCUAAGGCAAUGAUGGACAUCUUCAACACCCACGGUUCUUCUGAGGUCAUCUUGAGUGACCAAGGUUAGGAACGCUGGAACAAGGUACAGAUGUUAUACAGUUUGGUGAAUGGACCAACCAGACCCUCAAGACUGCCAUGGGCAAGUCCCUUGAUUGGUACAAGGAAGGGUGGGCGAACAACCUGAAGGUAAUUCUCUUUGCACACAACAGCAGCAUCCAGGCCCCCACUGACUACGGACUGCGGGCUGCAGCUGUUGGCUGAGGUAAACAAUGCAAUUAUAUAAUUAUUGCAUAUACUGUAGUCUUUCAAAUGUGAUUAACUUAGUGUUGUUGUCUAUUGCUAUUUUUGUAUAACGUACUUUGAGAUCACUGAAACUCCACCUGAUGUGGUGGAAGUUGUCGAACCAGAUCAGAACGCCUUCGAGGACCACCUUCAGGCACGGACUGAGAAGGAUGUGGAGGUUUUUGACCAGGUGAGACUGAACAUUGACAAGGUGCAGGAGAAACAGAAGGAGAACUACCGGAGCAGAAUCAAGAAGGGGACCAAGUGCUACAACAUCCGGGGAAAUUACUUGGUUUGGAAGAAGCGCGAAAGGAAGGGUUACCUCGGUGGAAGCCAACAAUCUUCUCCAGUUGUACGGUCAAGCACUGACGCCUUACACUUCGGGAAGCCCAAUAGACAAAGUAUGUUAAGUUUUGGUUGACAUUUGAGAAGGCAAGAAAUGGUAGUUAUCCUGAAAGCACGCCCACAUCCACAUCGACAGGGCUGCAGUGGAACGGGUCGAGUGCUUCAAGUUCCUCGGUGUCCAAAUCACUAAGGACUUGAAAUGGUCCGCACCCACUCACACAGUCGUGAAGAAGUUCGGGAGGUUGAAAAGGUUUGGCAUGUGCCCUCAAAUCCUCAACAAGUUCUACAGCUGUACACCUGAGAGCAUAUUUACUGACUGUAUCACUGCUUAUGACAAUAGCACCGCCCUCGAUCGCAUGGCGCUACAGAGGGUUGUCUGGACAGCCCAGUACAUCACUGGUGACGAGCUACCUCCCAUCCAGAACGUCUAUAUCAGGCUGUGUGAAAGCAAGUCUCCAACCACCCAAGCCAUAGACUGUUUGCACUGCUUCCGCAUGGCAAGCGGUACCGGUGCAUCAAGUCUGACACCAGCAGGAUUAUGAACAGCUUCUAUCCCAUACCAGAAGACUGCUAAAUAGCUAACAAAAUGGUUAUGCUGACUGAGUUGACCUUUGUAUUUUAUUAUUUUUGCACUCUCUAUGCACACUCACAGGGCCCUACAAAGUACUCACACUGAUACUCCAACACACAUAUAAACACGUAUCCAUAAUUUGCUCACACACAUAAUACACACUUACAUUUAUACUGACUCCACUCAAACACAAUCAUCAUAUAUGCUGCUGAUACUCUGUUUAUCAUAUAUCCUGAUGCCUAGUCACCUUACCCUAUAAAUAUCUACCUCUCGAUCCAGUAUCCCUGGCCAUUGUAAAUACGGUCCUGGAACUGACCCUGUAUUUAGUAUGCUUACUAUACUUACUUUAUCAUGUUGUUCCUAUUUUUAUAUCUUGUGUGUUUUUGUUAUACCUUGUUAUUUUUAGUAUUACAUUGUUGUUAAUCACUGCAUUGUUGGCGUUAGAGCUUGCAAGAUAGGCAUUUCACUGUACUUGUGUACAUACGACAUUCAAAACUUGGUGUUUCCCGAAAAAAAGACGGGGAGUGCCCUACUUCCUGGAAGUCACACAACGUGCGUGAUGACGUCAAGAAACUCACCUGCACGCUGUACUGCCAAAUGGAUAAACCCCUUUAUGCUCUUCAGGUAGCUUUUUUAACGAUUUCAUUUAUUUAAUGAUAAAUCUGUUGACAGAGGCAAGUGUCUAAACCGCGAACUAUUAUUUUGAGUUGGACGACUUUACUGGAGUUGCUGUGACGUUUUACAGGUAGGCAACGAAAACACAUUUCGAACACUUUUUCUAUCUCAACAACCAUUAACAUUUUCAUUUGAGUUCUGUCAACAUGUCAUGACCAGUGGUGUAAAAAUACUUAAAGUACUACAUACUUAAUUCGUUUUUGGGGGUAUCUAUACUUUACUAUUUAUAUUUUUGACAACUUUUACUCUACUACAUUCCUAAAGAAAACAAUGUACAUUUCCCCUGACUAAAGUACUCGAUACAUUUCGAAUGCUUUGCAGGACAGGAAAAUAGUCAAAUUCACGCACUUAACAAGAGAAUAUCCCUGGCCAUGCCUAAAGCCCCUGAUCUGACGGACUCACUAAACGCAAAUACUUUGUAAAUGAUGUCUGAGUCUUGGAGUAUGCCCCUGGCUAUCCAUACAUUAAAAUAAGAAAAUUGUG